Penicillium pulvis is the source of this 1425-nucleotide messenger RNA. RefSeq lists its product as uncharacterized. Gene Ontology annotation, molecular function: transmembrane transporter activity. The transcript is spliced from 6 exons. Lineage: Eukaryota; Fungi; Ascomycota; Eurotiomycetes; Eurotiales; Aspergillaceae. Bases 1 to 1425 code for a protein of 474 amino acids. The record is from RefSeq and is a predicted model, not a curated record. Gene Ontology annotation, cellular component: membrane. Gene Ontology annotation, biological process: transmembrane transport.
AUGGCAUCCAUAGAUGAUGAAAAACUGGAGUCGGAAGCUCGUGUGGAGCCGGUUGAGUCCCAGAAACCUAUGCUGGAGAAUAUUGAUGAUGACCCCGUGUUCUCAUAUGAGGAACAGCGGAAAAUCAUUCGCCGGGUGGACCUUCGGCUAGUCCUGAUGCUUGGGGCUCUUCAUUGCGUUUGCUUGAUCGAUCGUGGAAAUAUUGGAGCAGCUAAGUUGGCUGGAAUGUCUACCGAGCUGCAUUUGAUUGGGAAUCGAUACGCAUUGGGUCCUAUACUGAUCCGUAAAAUUGGACCUGUCAACUAUCUCUCAGCUGUCUGUUUGAUUUGGGGCGCUGUUAUGCUUUCUGCCGGAUUUGUGAAGACGUGGACACAGAUGGUUGGAAUACGGGUCAUUAUCGGCGCGCUCGAAGCAGGAUUCUUCCCGGCUUCUGUUUAUUUGAUCUCUACUUGGUACACAAGGUAUGACCUACAGAAGAGAUACGCCAUAUUCUACUUUUUGGGAUGCGUAGCAUCCGCUUGCACGGGUAUCCUAUCCUACGGUAUCACAUUUAUGAAUGGACUAGGUGGCCUUACAGCCUGGCGAUGGAUCUUCAUCAUCCAAGGACUCCUCACCUGUAUCAUCGCAGCGAUUGGCUGGUUUGUUCUUAUCGACUUCCCAGAUCGAAUGAAGACGAGCUCGCGGAAAUUCCUAUCGGAUAGCGAAUACGACUUCAUUAUGCGACGUAUCGGUAGGGAUCGAGCCGAUACUGUCCUGGAACCUUUCAACCUCAGGAAAUAUUUUGCAGCUGGUCUGGAUAUCAACAUCUGGGCUUUUGGCUUUAUCUAUUUUUCGUCAACUACGACAGCCUACGCUAUCUCAUAUUUCCUGCCUACCAUCUAUGCAGACGGAAUGGGCUUUUCCGAAGGCGUCUCACUAUGUCUUUUUGCACCACCCUUCGCCGCUGCAGGCAUCCUCAUGUAUGUGACCUCGUGGGCUGGAGAUCGAUAUCAUAUUCGAGCUCCUAUCUUGAUCUUCAAUGCUCUCGUCACCAUAAUUGGUCUUCCUUUAUUGGGGUUCACCGAAGGGAAUGCCUCUCGUAUGGUGGGGGCUUUUCUCACCACCAUGGGCUGCAACUCAAAUAUCCCAGCUGCGAUGGCAUACCAGUCUUUCAAGGCGAACAAUAUUCGUGGCCAAUGGAAGCGAGCUUUUGCCAGUGCUAUUUUUGUUGGACUCGGCGCUUCCGGAGGUAUGACUGGGUCCUUGGUCUUCAGAUCACAGGACGCUCCGAACUAUCAUCUUGGGAUUCUGACCUGUCUUGGAUUGUCGUGUUUGAUUAUUGUCUUGGUCAUUCUUCUUUCUGUACGCUUCUACUAUGCAAACAGGAAGGUAGACCGGGGUGAGUUGGUUAUUGGGAAAUUGCCUGGCUUUAAAUAUACAUACUAG